Messenger RNA from Aspergillus aculeatinus CBS 121060, 1245 nucleotides. RefSeq names its product agmatinase. Bases 1 to 1209 code for a protein of 402 amino acids. The transcript is spliced from 4 exons. Lineage: Eukaryota; Fungi; Ascomycota; Eurotiomycetes; Eurotiales; Aspergillaceae. The record is from RefSeq and is a predicted model, not a curated record. Gene Ontology annotation, molecular function: agmatinase activity; metal ion binding.
AUGGCCGUCGCCGCCUGGCUAGGAUUGCUGCCGCUAACGUCCUCCCUUGUGGUCCCGCACGAGCUGGCCCAGGAACCCUUGAAGGAUGCUUCUUCGUCUUCGCUGUUCCUCCAAAACAGCAUCUUUGGCAAGUCUCGCACAGCGAGGCCUCUGAACGUCCAGGACGAAUUUCACGCCCUGAAUGAUUUCAGCACGCCGUACAGUGGGAUUGCAACCUUUGCGCACCUCAACUGGACCAACUGCUUUGAUCCCGCCACGGAUGCAACAUUUGACAUUGGAAUUGUCGGGGCCCCUUUCGACUUGGGCGUGACAUAUCGCCCGGGUGAGCGCUUCGGGCCAUCGGCAGUCCGAUCCGGAUCACAGCGGUUGGAGCCCGGCUUUGCCUACAGUAUGGAUCAUGGGACCAACCCCUUUCGCAGUUGGGCCUCUGUGGUAGACUGUGGUGAUAUCGCCAAUACCCCAUUCGACAAGCUUGAGGCGCUCCAGCAACUCGAGGCCGGUUGGAAGUCAAUUGGAUCCCGGAAGCCUUUGAACUCGCAGAAGGCAGACCAUGUGAGACUCCUCUCAUUUGGCGGAGAUCAUACCAUCACACUGCCCGCGCUGCGAGCCCUGCAUCCCACCUGGGGUAAAGUGGCGAUUCUCCACUUCGACUCCCACCUGGAUACAUGGGACCCUAAACAGUUGGGCGGGGGCCUGACCAGAUACUCGGAGGUCACGCACGGUAGCAUGCUUCAUAUCGCCCACGAAGAAGGACUACUGGUUGAGACGGGCAACAUGCACCUCGGAUCCCGAUCGAUGUUGAUGGAUGAACACUAUGACCUCGACAACGAUGCUCGGUGUGGCUUUACGGCCAUUCGAGCCCGGCAGAUUGACCAAAUCGGUAUUGAUGGGAUUGUGAAACAGGUUUUGGACACGGUCGGUGCCAGCCUGGUCUAUGUCAGCAUCGACAUUGAUAGUCUCGACCCUGCAUUUGCCCCCGCCACCGGCACAAUCGAACCCGGUGGCUGGACCACCCGGGAACUUCUUGAGAUUCUGAACAGGCUGUCCAAGGCAAACCUCCCGAUCAUCGGAGCAGAUGUGGUCGAGUUUUCUCCUGUUUAUGACAACGCAGCGGAAACCACUGCCCUCACUAUCACACAGAUUGCCUAUGAGCUUCUGCAGUGGAUGGUGCGAGUGCCGGUGAGAGUCGCAGAAAAGACCGAAUUGUGAGGAAAUGUUCGACUGGAAGAAAACGCCGAAAGCGAG